This is a messenger RNA of Ceraceosorus bombacis, 1144 nucleotides long. The record is from the annotation of a GenBank genome assembly. Lineage: Eukaryota; Fungi; Basidiomycota; Exobasidiomycetes; Ceraceosorales; Ceraceosoraceae.
AUGCAAGGUGCCAUCGCUUCCUCCUCGCAGGUCACCCUCCUCGCGUCCGACGUCGCCUCAUCGCAUCAUCACACCAAGAAGGCCCAACGAACAGCUUCGCGCCAGCGCAAGAACCCCCGAAGCAUGAGCUGGUCAGCUAUCAUGCUCGCUUGUCUCGCGGCUGUUGUGCUUUCGGCCCAGCCCUCGUCUGCGCAGUUUCAGAAUGUUACGAGCCUUGCGGGAACUUGGGCUAGCGGAUCUGGAAAUGUCCUUACUGGAUUGGUGAGUCUCGUCACAUCACAUGACGACGGUAAAGCUUCGGGAAAGCCUGGCGGGCAUGCAUGUGCGCGUAAUGACCAUCGCUACGAGGCUACGAGGCUACGAGCAUGUGCACUCGGUCGCAGCCAUUCUUUCGGCUCGCUGACACCCCUAAGUCCUGUACCUCUGCCGCACGUAGGAAUUCUUCAAUCCGAUCGCGAAAAAGUUCACAGUGCCAAGGACGUCGGGAAUUGCCUACUCCUUCACAAAUGAUGGCUUCUUCGAGACAAGCACCUACACCUACACAUCCAACUGUGCGUAGAGAAGUUCAAAGGGCAUCCGAGUCUGACUGUAACUCACACAUACUCUGUGACUUCUUCUCAACCCACAGCUGCGAACAACAGGUGCUUCAGGGCAGCGCUGACUUGGCAACAUGGAUCAUACACAUUUAACCCCAACGGUUCCAUCAGCCUGACUCCUUUCGCUCCAGAUGGCUACGUGCAAGUUAUGGAUCCGUGUGCAGGCACGAGCGUGGCGCAGUACCAGUAUAAGCAGUGAGUGCUGCGCGGCUUUCGUCCAUCGAUUGUGCUCGUUCGAGCACUCACGCCUACGCCGCGUUCCGUGCGCAGAUUCGAAUUGAUUCCUCAGUGGUACAAUUACUUGGAUCCGAAGCCAGGCUUCUUGCCAGAAGGACAGACAGCGUACGGUAUGAAGAUGUUCAACGAUGGUGGUGGCGGGGAGGCUGGUGCUCCAAAGGUGAGUACUCGGUGCCAGGGCUGCAAACACAGUAAAUGGCUCACGCGUGUGGGCAUGACUUCCCUCGCCCUUGCAGCCCAUCAUGUGGUUGGUGCGAAGACCACCCAACAUGUUGCCAACGCAGCAACUUUACCAGGAGGUGAUCAUGUAG